This is a messenger RNA of Coregonus clupeaformis (lake whitefish), 1521 nucleotides long. Its product is annotated as vascular cell adhesion protein 1. Gene Ontology annotation, biological process: cell adhesion. The record is from RefSeq and is a predicted model, not a curated record. Lineage: Eukaryota; Metazoa; Chordata; Actinopteri; Salmoniformes; Salmonidae. The coding region runs from base 116 to 1087 and encodes 323 amino acids. The transcript is spliced from 5 exons. Gene Ontology annotation, molecular function: integrin binding.
AAUGAGCUGAACACGCACACACACACAGCGGAGGUGAUCUCCGUCUCAGUUACUAAGAGAACUCUGAGGAGAGCAUGUGCGGCUACUGAUCUCUCAGUGAAGUGACAGACGCAGCAUGUACACACACACUCUUCUUCUCCUCCUCCUCCUCCCCCUUCUGAAGCCAGGAGUGUGUGAGUCCUGUUCCCUGGUGGUCAGUCCUGCUGGGUUGGUGGUGAAGUAUGGAGCCCCAGCUUCGGCCAACUGCACCUCAGAUACGGUCACCUCUAUGGGCUGGGAGGCGAGCCAGGGAAAAGGCUUUAGCAUGGGGGUGAAAGAGCGGACUUGGAGAGUAGACAGCCUGACUGACUGGAAAAUAAAGCCUCAAUGCUAUGAGAUCUCUGAGGUGGGAGGCCAGUGUGCCAGAGUGCUGGACGUUACUGUGUACAAGCUUCCAGAUAGAGUGUACAUCAGAUAUUUAAGCCACUCUGAUCCGAUGGUUGAGGGGCAUCACUACUCUCUGCAUUGUGUUGUCCAGAACAUCGCUCCUAUUAAGCACCUCACUGUGACCUUCUACAAAGUCUCUACCAGUGGCGAACAGACGGUGUUAUACACACAACAACUAAACAAUGACAUUAGGGAACCAGUGAAUGAGAGCUUUUCCCUGCAGUUCUCCCCCACUAGUGUUGAUGAUGGGGCCCAGUUGUGUUGUUCAGCCAUGUUGGAUCUGGGACCAGAGGGACCCCAACCUCCUCCUGUAAUGGAAUCAGAAUGCCUGAACGCCACUGUGCACUUCGCUCCUGAGUUCUCCUGUUCUGCCAAGCAGCAGGUGGGAGAGGGGGAGGGGCUAACUUGUGAUGUCAGAGGCAAUCCCCUCCCAUCGGUCACCUGGCUGAGAGACGGACAGGUGCUGACCCCACCCACACACCUGAGAAGAGAGGAUGCUGGGAAUUACACCCUCAUUGCUUUGAACCGUAUCGGAAAAGCCAAUCACACAGUGGAGGUGGAGGUCCUACCUGGUCCUGCUGCUAGAGGAGCUUCCUGUCAGGCUGCUGGGAGUGCCACGGUGGCUGUGCUGCUCCACCAGCUCAUUCGUUGGCUAUAUUGAUUGAUUAUUUUAUUGAUUUAUUGAUUGAUGGAACGGUUGAGUUACUAAUUGACCAAUCAGGACACCGAUCUCUGUGCUGGAGCUUUUGUGAUUUGACAGUGAUCUGUGAAGGCAGUCUUCAAUAGAUCUAGAAUCAGAUCUGAGUUAGUAGAAAAACCUUUUUGCCUAAACGUGAAAUGAGCUGUUGAAAUGUGUUGUUUUGAAGCAGUGCUAUUGAACGUGUAUAAUCAGAGUGUUGGUACACAGAGGGAGACGCCCUCUUCAGUCUCCAGCAACAGAUACGCCAUUAUCCUCAUUGCACAGUGUAUUCAAUGUCUUUUUUUACUAAUACAUUUCAUUAGUUUAUUCAUAAUAAACUCAAAAACUACACUACCGGUCAAAAGUUUUAGAACACCUAUUCAUUCAAGGGUUAUUCUUAAUUUUUUACUAUUUUC